This is a messenger RNA of Naumovozyma dairenensis CBS 421, 1005 nucleotides long. RefSeq names its product serine/threonine dehydratase family protein. The record is from RefSeq and is a predicted model, not a curated record. NCBI's taxonomy places the organism in Eukaryota, Fungi, Ascomycota, Saccharomycetes, Saccharomycetales, Saccharomycetaceae. Gene Ontology annotation, biological process: L-serine catabolic process; L-threonine catabolic process. Bases 1 to 1005 code for a protein of 334 amino acids. The transcript has a single exon. Gene Ontology annotation, molecular function: L-serine ammonia-lyase activity; threonine deaminase activity; pyridoxal phosphate binding.
AUGUCUUUUAUAUACAAUAAAACACCGCUAUUACGUCAAACAUUUGAUAGUGCUAAGAUUGGUCCGAGGAUAUUCUUGAAAUAUGAAAAUCUUCAACCCAGCGGAAGCUUCAAAAGUAGAGGUAUUGGCUGCUUAAUUCUGCAACAUAUUAAUAAAUUAAAACAAGAUGGGAAUAAAACUGCACAUGUGUUUUCUAGUUCUGGUGGAAAUGCUGGUCUUGCUGCCGCUACAGCCUCUCGAAGCUUACAAGUUCCCUGUACAGUCGUUGUCCCAAAGUCGACGAAGGAGAGAAUGGUCAAUAAGAUCAGAAAAACAGGUGCUUCUGUUCUUAUUAAGGGUGAUCAUUGGAAAGAAGCAGAUGAUUUCUUAAGAAAAUCCAUGAAGGAAAUGGACAAUACUCAAGAGCAACCAAUUUAUGUUCAUCCUUUUGAUGACCCGGUUAUUUGGGAAGGUCAUUCAACUAUUAUCGAUGAAAUUGUCCAAACAUUACAGACUGAAAAGAUUUCCAUUGAAAAAGUGAAGGGUAUUAUAUGUAGUGUCGGUGGUGGUGGCCUUUUUAAUGGUAUUAUUAAGGGUUUAGAAAGACAUAAUUUAGCCCAAUCUAUUCCAGUUAUUGCCGUUGAAACCAAAGGAUGUGACGUACUUAAUAAAUCUUUAAAGAACGGAACCCCUGUGCAGCUGCCAAAGAUUACUAGUGUGGCCACUUCACUGGGUUCAACGUACAUUAGUUCAACUGCUUUUGAAAAUGCUAUGAAAUAUAAUUCUCGCUCUAUUACUCUUAAUGAUAAGGAUGUUCUGGAGACUUGCUUGAAAUAUAACGAUGAUUUCAGUAUGACUUUAGAACCGGCCUGUGGGGCAUCUGUUCAUUUAGCUUAUAAUCCAGGCAUUGUUGAAUCAGCUUUAGGGACAGCGUUAAGUAACCAUGAUAUUGUGAUAGUGGUUCUAUGUGGAGGUUCUUCAUGUACUCUCCAUGAUUUAGAAUCUUUGAAUUCAAAGCUGGUGUAG